AUGAUUUCAAUCCAGGGUCUUAGGCUCCAAAAUUGGCCGGAGGUUUACAUGGGAGGUUUACAUGGCGAGGUUGGUGUUGAGGGUGGAUUCGGAACAGGGGUGGCGGUGGCUUUGGGGAGGCUGCAGUUAAAACCAGCCCACGUCAUGAUUGAGGAGGAAUGGCUCCUGAUAUAUCAGGAGCCAAGCAUUGUCCUUUCAAUAAUUAUCCUUACUAGUUUCAAAGAAAUGAUUGCUUGGAAAAUGCGAUAUAUCAUAUAA
Molecule: messenger RNA, 258 nt
Organism: Prunus armeniaca (apricot)
Lineage: Eukaryota; Viridiplantae; Streptophyta; Magnoliopsida; Rosales; Rosaceae
Source: the annotation of a GenBank genome assembly